AUGAAUUUCGCUCUACCAAACCUUGACUACCCUUAUGAUGCACUUGAGCCUUUUGUCGAUGAGGAGACAAUGAGGACUCAUCAUACCAAGCACCACCAGGGAUAUAUCAACAGCCUUGAAAGAACAAUUCGCAAUAAUGGUCUUGAAGACCAAGACCUUAACUUCUAUGUGACAAAGAGCCGAAGAAUUAGAGGACUCAAGGAUAAUGUGAGGAGAGACUUAAUCAACUUCUCUGGAGGGCACUACAACCAUAGUCUGUUUUGGAAAAUGAUGUGCCCUCCAGGAACUAGCGAGCCCAUCAGUCCAAAACUAUUGGAAUGCAUUGAUAAGUCCUUUGGGUCUCAAGAGAAGAUGGUUGAAAAGUUCAAUGGCAUAGCGGCAUCUCUGUUUGGAUCUGGAUGGGUAUGGCUGUGUUACAGGCGGAACGAAGGAGUCCUUGUAAUAAGAAAGACCUACAACCAGGAUUCCAUAUGCAUGAAGACCUCAAGCACAAUCCCAAUUCUUGGGUUGGAUGUAUGGGAGCAUGCAUACUACCUGAAGUAUAAGAAUGCAAGAGCUGAAUAUGUAGCAAAUUGGUGGAAGGUUGUCAACUGGGGAAUGGUCAACAAGAUAUUUGAGGAAAUAGCUCUUGCGAACAAGAAGCUACAUGUUGUGUCUGAUGGAUCCAUUAAAUUUGAUUAA
Encephalitozoon romaleae SJ-2008 is the source of this 681-nucleotide messenger RNA. Its product is annotated as superoxide dismutase. Lineage: Eukaryota; Fungi; Microsporidia; Unikaryonidae. The record is from RefSeq and is a predicted model, not a curated record. The coding region runs from base 1 to 681 and encodes 226 amino acids. Gene Ontology annotation, molecular function: superoxide dismutase activity; metal ion binding. The transcript has a single exon. Gene Ontology annotation, biological process: superoxide metabolic process.